Molecule: messenger RNA, 6216 nt
Organism: Oxyura jamaicensis (ruddy duck)
Lineage: Eukaryota; Metazoa; Chordata; Aves; Anseriformes; Anatidae
Product: myosin-1B-like
Exons: 39
Coding region: 184-6201 (2005 amino acids)
Cellular component (GO): myosin complex
Molecular function (GO): ATP binding; cytoskeletal motor activity; actin filament binding
Source: RefSeq, a predicted model, not a curated record
GUAAGUUUGCCAAACAAUGCUUUGCCAAAGAAGGUUGGCCAAAAAUGCUUUGACCGAAGAAAGAGGAAGAAUCUAGAGCAUCUGCAUACCAGACCCUAUAAAAUCUCCUUGGGACUACUUUGCCCUGCCCUCACUGAAAGUUUCAAGAGUCAUCUACUGACUUGCCUUCAAUAAAGUACAGCCAUGACUUCUCCGGACGCUGAGAUGGCUGUCUUUGGGGAGGCAGCUCCCUACCUCCGAAAGUCAGAGAAGGAAAGAAUCGAGGCCCAGAACAAGCCUUUUGAUGCCAAGUCAUCAGUCUUUGUGGCUCAUCCUAAGGAAUCCUUUGUAAAAGGAACUAUCCAAAGCAGGGAAUCAGGGAAGGUCACUGUUCAGACUGAAGCAGGAGAAACUCUGACGGUGAAGGAUGACCAAAUCUUCUCCAUGAACCCUCCCAAGUAUGAUAAAAUUGAGGACAUGGCCAUGAUGACCCACCUCCAUGAACCUGCUGUGCUGUACAACCUCAAAGAGCGUUAUGCAGCCUGGAUGAUCUACACCUACUCGGGUCUCUUCUGUGUCACCGUCAACCCCUACAAGUGGCUACCGGUGUACAACCCGGAGGUGGUGUUGGCCUACCGAGGCAAAAAGCGCCAGGAGGCCCCUCCACACAUCUUCUCCAUCUCUGACAAUGCCUAUCAGUUCAUGCUGACUGACCGCGAGAAUCAGUCAAUCCUGAUCACUGGAGAAUCUGGUGCAGGGAAGACUGUGAACACAAAGCGUGUCAUCCAGUACUUUGCAACAAUUGCAGUUACUGGUGAGAAGAAGAAAGACCAUCAGCCUGGUAAAAUGCAGGGAACCCUGGAGGAUCAGAUCAUCCAGGCCAACCCACUGCUGGAGGCCUUCGGAAAUGCUAAGACUGUCAGGAAUGACAAUUCCUCACGUUUUGGAAAGUUCAUCCGGAUUCACUUUGGAACAAAUGGCAAGCUGGCCUCUGCAGAUAUCGAAACCUAUCUUCUGGAGAAAUCCAGAGUGACUUUCCAGCUACCCAGUGAAAGGAGCUAUCAUAUUUUUUACCAGAUAAUGUCCAAUAAGAAGCCAGAGCUCAUUGAUCUCCUUCUUAUCUCAACCAAUCCCUACGACUUUGCCUAUGUGAGCCAAGGAGAAAUCACUGUUGCUAGCAUUGAUGACAGCGAGGAGCUGCUGGCAACGGAUACUGCCGUGGACAUCCUGGGCUUCAGCCUUGAUGAGAAGGUGGGGAUAUACAAGCUGACAGGGGCUGUCAUGCACUACGGGAACAUGAAGUUCAAGCAGAAGCAGCGGGAGGAGCAGGCAGAGCCAGACAGCACAGAAGUGGCUGACAAAGCUGGCUACCUGAUGGGUCUGAAUUCUGCUGAUUUGCUCAAGGCUUUAUGCUAUCCCAGGGUGAAAGUUGGGAAUGAAUACGUGACUAAAGGACAAAAUGUCCAACAGGUAUACAAUUCAGUGGGGGCUUUGGCUAAAUCAGUCUAUGAGAAGAUGUUCUUAUGGAUGGUUACUCGAAUCAACCAGCAACUGGAUACAAAGCAGCCCAGACAACAUUUCAUUGGUGUCCUGGACAUUGCUGGCUUUGAGAUUUUUGAUUUCAACAGCUUGGAGCAGCUGUGCAUCAAUUUCACCAAUGAGAAACUGCAGCAGUUCUUCAACCACCACAUGUUUGUGCUGGAGCAGGAGGAGUACAAAAAGGAAGGAAUUGAAUGGGAGUUCAUUGACUUUGGGAUGGACCUGGCUGCCUGCAUUGAGCUCAUUGAGAAGCCCAUGGGCAUCUUCUCCAUCCUGGAAGAGGAGUGCAUGUUUCCCAAGGCAACUGAAACCUCUUUCAAAAACAAGCUCUAUGACCAGCAUCUGGGCAAGUCCAACAAUUUCCAGAAGCCCAAGCCUGGCAAAGGCAAGGCUGAGGCCCACUUCUCCCUGGUGCACUAUGCUGGCACAGUAGACUACAACAUCUCUGGCUGGCUUGAGAAGAACAAGGAUCCCCUGAAUGAAACUGUUGUUGGGCUAUACCAGAAAUCAUCUUUGCAGCUCCUGUCCUUCCUUUACUCUAACUAUGCUGGUGCAGAAACAAGUGAUAGUAGUGGUGGCAAGAAAGGUGCUAAGAAGAAGGGGGGCUCUUUCCAGACAGUGUCUGCUGUGUUCAGGGAAAAUCUAAACAAGCUGAUGACUAACCUGAGAAGUACCCAUCCUCACUUUGUGCGUUGCUUGAUUCCUAAUGAGACCAAGACACCCGGUGAAAUGGACCAUUACUUAGUGAUGCAUCAGCUGCGGUGCAAUGGGGUUCUAGAAGGCAUCCGAAUUUGCAGGAAGGGGUUUCCAAGCAGAAUCCUUUAUGCAGAAUUUAAGCAACGGUACAAGAUUCUUAAUGCCUCAGCCAUUCCAGAAGGCCAAUUCAUUGACAGCAAAAGGGCUUCAGAAAAGCUUCUUUCCUCCAUUGAUGUGGACCACAACCAAUACAGAUUUGGCCACACCAAGGUGUUCUUCAAAGCGGGUCUCUUAGGACUCCUAGAAGAGAUGAGAGAUGAGAAGCUUGUGAGCCUCAUCACUCAUACACAAGCUAUGUGCAGAGGGUACCUCAUGAGAACUGAAUUUAAAAAGAUGAAUGAAAGAAGAGAAUCCAUUUAUAUUAUCCAAUACAAUGUUAGAGCAUUCAUGAAUGUCAAGCACUGGCCCUGGAUGAAGCUGUACUUCAAGAUGAAGCACAUGUCGAAGACUGUAGAAUCUGAGAAGAUGGCAAAUAUGAAGGAAGAGUUUGAGAAAACCAAGGAAGAGCUUGCAAAGUCUGAGGCAAAGAGGAAGGAGGUGGAGGAGAAAAUGGCAUGUCUGUUGCAAGAGAAAAAUGACCUGCAGCUGCAGGUUCAGUCUGAUAGUGAAAAUCUAGCUGAUGCUGAAGAGAGAUGUGAAAGUCUCAUCAAAAGUAAAAUUCAGCUAGAAGCUAAAAUUAAAGAACUUAGUGAAAGAAUGGAGGAUGAAGAGGAGAAGAAUGCUGAACUGACAGCAAAGAAGAGGAAACUUGAAGAUGAGUGCUCUGAGCUGAAGAAAGAUAUUGAUGACCUCGAACAGACUCUGGCCAAAAUGGAAAAGGAGAAGCAUGCAGCAGAGAAUAAGGUAAAGAAUCUAACUGAAGAGAUCACGGCUCUGGAUGAAAAUAUUUCUAAACUUACCAAGGAGAAAAAGGCCUUACAGGAGGCGCACCAGCAGACACUGGAUGACCUGCAAGCUGAGGAAGACAAAGUCAGCACACUCACCAAAACCAAGACCAAAUUGGAGCAGCAAGUAGAUGUUCUUGAAGGGUCUCUGGAACAACAGAAGAAAUUGCAAAUGGACCUUGAGAGAGCAAGGAGAAAACUGGAAGAGGAUCUGAAAAUGUCUCAGGUUUCCAUCAUGGAUCUGGAAAAUGAUAAGAAACAGAUGGAUGACAGGAUAAAAAAAAAAGAUUUUGAAAUUAACCAGCUGCAAAGUAAAAUUGAGGAUGAGCAGGCUCAAAGUUCUCAGCUGCAAAAGAAAAUCAAGGAACUUCAGACUCGAAUCGAGGAAUUAGAGGAGGAAAUUGAAGCUGAACGUGCAGUCUAUGCAAAGACUGAAAAGCAGCGAGCUGAACUUUCCAGGGAGCUGGAGGAAAUCAGCGAGCGCCUGGAAGAAGCAGGAGGGGCUACGGCAGCUCAGAUUGAGAUGAACAAGAAGCGUGAGGCAGAAUUUCAGAAGAUGCGCUGUGACCUCAAAGAGGCCACACUGCAGCACGAAGCCACAGCUGCCGCCCUGCGGAAGAAGCACGCAGACAGCACAGCUGAGCUUGGGGAGCAGAUCGACAACCUGCAACGAGUCAAGCAGAAGCUGGAGAAGGAGAAGAGUGAGCUGAAGAUGGAGAUAGAUGACUUGGCCAGUAACAUGGAGUCUGUCUCUAAAGCCAAGAGCAAUCUGGAAAAGAUGUGCAAAGCUCUUGAAGACCAGUUCAGUGAAGUCAGAACCAAAGAUGAUGAACAUAUGCGGCUAAUUAAUGAUCUGACCACACAGAAAACACGUCUACAGACUCAGAAUGAUGAACUAAUGCAGCAACUAGAGGAGAAGGAGUCAAUAAUUUCUCAGUUGACUAGAGGCAAACAGUCUUUCACACAGCAGAUAGAAGAGCUGAAGAGGCAACUUGAGGAAGAAAAUAAGGCCAAGAAUGCCCUAGCCCAUGCCUUGCAGUCUGCUCGCCAUGACUGCGACUUGCUCCGGGAUCAAUAUGAACAGGAGCAAGAAGCCAAGGGAGAGCUGCAGCAUGCCCUGUCCAAAGCCAACAGCGAAGUGGCCCAGUGGAGAACCAAAUAUGAGACAGAUGCUAUUCAGCGCACAGAGGAGCUGGAGGAAGCAAAAAAGAAGCUUGCUCAGCGGCUGCAGGAUUCAGAGGAACAGACUGAGGCUGUCAAUUCAAAGUGUGCUUCACUGGAGAAGACAAAGCAGAGGCUGCAGGGGGAAGUGGAUGAUCUCAUGAUUGAGAUGGAGAAGUUGAAUGCAGCAUGUACAGCAUUUGAUAAAAAGCAGAAGAAUUUUGACAAGGUUGUGGCUGAGUGGAAGCAGAAGUACCAGGAGAGUCAGGCUGAGCUGGAAGCUGCCAAGAAGGAGUCUUGCUCCCUUAGCACUGAGAUAUUCCGGAUGAAGAAUGCCUACAAAGAAGUUCUUGACCAGGCAGAGACUGUCAGACGGGAGAACAAAAACCUCCAGCAGGAAAUUUCUGAUCUUACUGAACAGAUUGCUGAAGCUGGAAAAACUAAUCACGGACUGGAGAAAGCAAAAAAGCAAACUGAACAAGAAAAAUGUGACCUUCAGGCAGCAUUAGAAGAAGCAGAGGGCUCUUUAGAACUUGAAGAGGGAAAAAUCUUGCGUGUUCAGCUGGAGCUGAACCAAGUGAAGUCAGAUGUUGAUAGAAGGAGUGCAGAGAAAGAUGAGGAAAUUCAACAGCUGAAGAGGAAUCACCAGAGGGUAUUAGAGUCUAUGCAAACUGCGUUGGAUGCUGAGAUUAGAAGCAAAAACGAUGCUUUGAGGCUGAAGAAGAAGAUGGAGGGAGAUCUAAAUGACAUGGAGAUACAGCUGAGCCGUGCCAACUGUCUGGUGGCAGAGACACAGAAGCACAUCAAAGGCAUGAAAGGGCAACUUGAGGAUUCCCAGCUCCAUUUGGAUGACGCUUUGAGAGAGAAUAAUGACCUGAAGGAGCAGCUUGCUAUGGUAGAGCGUAGGAACAACCUGAUGACAACAGAACUUGAGGAGAUGAGAGCUGCCCUGGAGCAGACAGAGCGAGUCUGGAAAGUUUCUGAGCAGGAGCUGAUAGAUGCCAGUGAGCAAGUGCAGAUUCUCCACUCUCAGAACACAAGCCUCCUCAACAUCAAGAAGAGACUGGAAGCAGACAUUACUCAUUUACAGAAUGAAGUUGAAGAGAUCAUUCAGGAAGCCAGAAAUGCAGAGGAGAAAGCCAAAAAAGCAAUCACAGAUGCGGCCAUGAUGGCAGAAGAGCUGAAGAAGGAGCAGGACACCAGUGCCCACCUGGAGAGUAUGAAGAAGAAUCUGGAACAAAUGGUGAAGGACCUGCAGCACCGUUUGGAUGAGGCUGAGCAGCUGGCACUGAAGGGUGGAAAGAAGCAACUCCAGAAACUAGAGGCAAAGAUUCAUGAGCUAGAAAAUGAGCUUGACAUUGAGCAGAAACGAGGAACUGAGUCAGUGAAAGGUGCUCGCAAGUAUGAACGAAGACUGAAGGAGCUCACUUACCAGUCUGAAGAGGAUAAGAAAAAUAUUUUCCAGCUUCAGGAACUGGUGGACAAGCUACAGUUAAAAGUGAAAGCAUACAAGAAACAGGCUGAGGAAGCUGAAGCACAGGCAAACAUUAAUCUCUCUCGAUGCCGCAAGACCCAGCACAAGUUGGAAGAGGCUGAAGAACGAGCUGAUAUUGCUGAAAGUCAGGUUAAGAAACUGCGAGUCAAAAGCUGUGAUAUUGGAAGACAGGUGAGUUCAAAGGCUGCAGAGAAGGACCCUUCCUAUUCACUAAGUGCCACAAAGAUCUCUGCUCAAACACCUGGCAGCCACAGCUGUCUUUUUCCCACUUUUGCACUGGAUUGUCAUCGUAAAGGAAAGAUAGAGUUGGCACUUAUUCAAAAGCAGUGUUUUUUGAAAAUCCUGUUGGUGCCUCCCAAGAUACAUACCAGAUAUAAUCUACUGUAAGAAUCCAGGUCUUUC